Messenger RNA from Nanorana parkeri, 1489 nucleotides. Its product is annotated as flavin-containing monooxygenase FMO GS-OX-like 4. The transcript is spliced from 6 exons. Lineage: Eukaryota; Metazoa; Chordata; Amphibia; Anura; Dicroglossidae. The record is from RefSeq and is a predicted model, not a curated record. Bases 32 to 1489 code for a protein of 485 amino acids. Gene Ontology annotation, molecular function: N,N-dimethylaniline monooxygenase activity; flavin adenine dinucleotide binding; NADP binding.
UCCCCUUCCAGUCCAGAGAUCACCGCCCGGGAUGGGUUUCAGCAAACCGUCCAACAUGGCGGCUGGCAGGUUGCGGGUGGCGGUGAUCGGUGCUGGGGGGGCGGGGCUCUGCAGCGCCCGUCACAUCCUCUCCCGCCCUUCGGCCUUUCAACCCCCCGUCGUGUUUGAGAAGAUGGGACAAGUGGGGGGAACCUGGCUGUACACGGAAGAGGCGGACGCCGGCACGCCCACCCACUCCAGCAUGUACAGAGACUUGCAAACCAAUCUCCCUAAAGAGGUCAUGGAGUUCCCUGAUUUUGCUUUUGACCCAUCCCUGCCCUCCUUCAUCCACCACUCCGAAGUCUUGAAAUACCUGGAGGAUUAUGCAGACAGGUUCUCCAUCCGACCCCACAUCAAGUUUAAUACCUGGGUGGUGUCCAUCACUCCUGUACUGGGGGAAAGGAAGAACGCAGAGGUUUCCUGGGAUGUGACUUCCCAAACUCAGGGCAACGGUGAUCCUGUGACAGAGAGGUUUGAUGCCAUCAUGGUGUGUGUCGGACACUACUCCCAUCCAUACAUGCCGCACAUUGAAGGAUUGGAGGAGUUUCAAGGUCAAGUGCUCCACAGCCAUUAUUUCCGCUACCCAGAGGCCUUCUCUUCCCGGUCAGUUGUCCUCCUGGGUGCAGGACCUUCUGGAGUUGAUAUUGCCCUGGAUUUAUCCCCACAUGCUAAGCAAGUCAUUCUGAGUCACCGAGGUCCUCCUUCACAGUGGAAGUCACCAGAGAACCUCUCAUUCGUGCCUCCAGUGGUCCGGGCUACUUCCACUACUCUGAUUUGUGAAGACGGGACAGAAAUCAUGGCAGACGCUAUGCUUUUUUGUACCGGGUAUAAAUAUCACUACCCAUUUUUGUUGACUGACAGUGGAGUGAUGGUCAACCAAAAGAUGGACCAGAGAGAGAACUUGAUGCCAACAAAUGUGGAUGAACUGAAAAAAGAAAACCCUCAGCUGAAUGAAACACUAAAUGUGGAAUCAGACCUUCCUAGAGUGAACUUGUUGGAGGAUGAAGCCAUUGUGGGAACGGAUGUGGAACAAGGUCACCUCCCUCCGCUCUACAAGCACCUCUUUCAUGCCCGCUACCCUACUCUGGGCUUCAUCGGAGCUUGCAAAAUUGUGAUCCCUUUCCCAUUAUUUCAUUGCCAGGUUCAGUUUUUUCUGUCUGUCCUGGAGGGUAAAUGCCAGCUGCCUCCUCCAGAAGAAAUGCUCUUAGAAUCCCGCGAAGAGGUCGUAAAAACCCGGAAUUCUGGAAUACCCUUGAAAUAUCUUCACCGCCUUGCAGCAAACCAGUGGGAGUACAACCAAUGGCUUGCAGAUACAACAGGAUUUGAGCCAUUGGCCCCUGUGCUUGUCAAAAUAUUUGAAGCUACUCAGGACCACCGUAAUAUUGACCCUUUACUAUACCGAAGACUUAUGUUUCGGAUCUUGAACAGAGAGGAGUUUGAGAUGCUGUGA